Messenger RNA from Vanrija pseudolonga, 554 nucleotides. RefSeq lists its product as uncharacterized. Bases 48 to 554 code for a protein of 168 amino acids. The record is from RefSeq and is a predicted model, not a curated record. NCBI's taxonomy places the organism in Eukaryota, Fungi, Basidiomycota, Tremellomycetes, Trichosporonales, Trichosporonaceae. The transcript has 3 exons.
GCCAUGAAUCCGUUGCUCCCCUCUUGACUUUGAGCAACGCCCAUCUCAUGGAUCUAGCAGCCACAACCAUCACUGUGAGCAUCGGGAGCACGCCGGCUGCUUCGCACACGGGGCACCAUGCAGGCCCAUCAAAGAAGGCCCAGAUGGCGGCCGGUUUGAUAGUUGCUUGCGUCCUUAUUAUCGUCUUCACUCUUGCCUCCAUCGCUGGCGGAGUGUAUCUCUACCUCAAAUGGCGGCGCGAGAAGCGCGCCGAGGGGCAGCGCGCUCGGUGCGAACGGGGACAGGGACCGCAGUUACCUCUGCCGAGUCUGCAACGCAGCCGAAGCGACAAGCCCGGAGUCAAGGAUGGCACGGGCGACUACCCUCUCGCAACCCUUGACUGUGAGGGCAAGUCAGGAUUCCUGCUAAUGGCAGACCACGACCAACGCGACCGGAGCGCGUCGUCGUCGUCCGGCUCGAGUCAGGGCAAGCAGCCGCUCUGGUCCAGAUCACCGCUGGACGGCGCCGAGCUAUCAGAGCCACGCGAACGCCUGCCCCCAUACUCUCCCAACUGA